This is a messenger RNA of Oncorhynchus masou masou (cherry salmon), 1165 nucleotides long. Its product is annotated as zinc finger protein 3-like. Gene Ontology annotation, biological process: regulation of transcription by RNA polymerase II. The transcript is spliced from 2 exons. Gene Ontology annotation, molecular function: DNA-binding transcription factor activity, RNA polymerase II-specific; RNA polymerase II cis-regulatory region sequence-specific DNA binding. The coding region runs from base 212 to 1165 and encodes 317 amino acids. Lineage: Eukaryota; Metazoa; Chordata; Actinopteri; Salmoniformes; Salmonidae. The record is from RefSeq and is a predicted model, not a curated record.
AGCGACAGUCAGUCAGACACCUCGGUAGCUUGUAGACAAAAUAGACGAACCAAUAAAGCUCUUUAGACGCGUUCGUGUAUAUUAGCCACUGUGUUUUAAACCCACUUCUGUCGUCUAGUUAGUUAUCCCAUUUAAUUUAACAUUUUUACGUUGUUAUUAGUUAACUAGCUGUCUGGUUAAGUUAGCAUUAGCCUAGCUAACAUCACCGACCAUGAGUUCACUAAACUACUCUCGUCUUGCUAAAGACUGGACGGAGGAAGGAGCUUCUCCUCCAGCGACAGAAGAGGAGGUCUGCUGGACGGAGGAAGAAGCUCUCGUUAAAGAGGAAAAAGAAGAGGAGGCUGUUACAAUACAAAAACAAGUAGAGGAUGAGGCUGUUACAGUGAAAGAAGAAGAAAAAGACGUUUCAGUGAAAGAAGAGGAAGACGCGUUCAGAGUGAAAGAGGAGGAGGAUGUUACAGUAAAAGGAGAGGAAGGUGCCGUUUUUGGAGUGAAAUUGGAGGAGGAGGAGAUGACUGUCACAUCGAAAAAGGAGGAAGAGGAGGAAACUGGAUAUCAGGGCCCGGUUCCCCAAAGCCAUCUUAAGGCAUCCAGUAUUGAUGAUGAAGUUAGCCGUGAGAUGCUUUUGAGAAACCGGGCCCUGAUUAACACUAGAGAGAGACUUGACUAUCGUGGAUCCUCUGGGGAGCCUCAACAACAUCAUGAAGCUGACGAGGCAGAGAAGAGUCUCUCCACAUCAGAACACCUCAAGAAACACCAACGAAAACCCACAGGAAAAAAAUCUCACCACUGCUCUGACUGUGGGAAGAGUUAUUCAAGAUUAGAUUCACUAAAAGUACACCAGAGAAUUCACACAGGCGAUACAGCUCACUGCUCUGACUGUGGGAAGAGAUUCACCUCUUCAGCAGACCUAAAAAGACAUGAGAGAAUCCAUACAGGAGAGAAACCUUAUAGCUGUGAUCAAUGUGGGAAGAGAUUUACGCACUCAAGCUGCCUGAAGGUACAUCAGAGAACACACACAGGAGAGAAACCUUAUAGCUGUGAUCAAUGUGAGAAGAGAUUUGUCACAUCUAGCCGUCUGACUAUACACCAGAGAACACACACAGGAGAAAAACCUUAUAGCUGUGAGCAAUGUGGAAAAGUUUUAAUGUUCGAAGCGGCCUGA